Patiria miniata (bat star) is the source of this 2585-nucleotide messenger RNA. Its product is annotated as E3 ubiquitin-protein ligase TRIM56-like. Gene Ontology annotation, biological process: positive regulation of DNA-templated transcription. Gene Ontology annotation, cellular component: nucleoplasm; chromatin. Lineage: Eukaryota; Metazoa; Echinodermata; Asteroidea; Valvatida; Asterinidae. Bases 39 to 2387 code for a protein of 782 amino acids. The record is from RefSeq and is a predicted model, not a curated record. Gene Ontology annotation, molecular function: zinc ion binding; ubiquitin-protein transferase activity. The transcript has a single exon.
CUUGUGAUUUACAGGUCUGAAAGAUAGGAAGGUUUAAUAUGGCAUCUAGUUGUGUAGCUCAAACUGCUUGUUGCGAAGCAACCAAGGAUCGUCUGCAAUGCUCCAUCUGUAAUGACUAUUUCAGAGAGCCAAGAGCCCUUGACUGUAUGCACAAGUUCUGCCUAAAAUGUCUCCAAGAGCUUUGCAACCAGCAAAUAUCCAACGGCUCCAAGAUUAUCUGCCCGCUAUGUUCAAAAGAGACCAGAACAAAAGAUGUUGCCGACCUGCCUCAAUGUCACAUGUUGAGCGCCCUCGUGGAGGAAUUUAAUAUGCAGACACUGCUCCUGGAAGGUCGAGGGUCAGAGAUUGCAUGUCAAGCCUGUGUGGAAGAGAACCAGGCUGUUUCCAGGUGUGAGGACUGCGACAAAUUCCUCUGUAAAGCAUGCCAAAAGGCACAUCAACGUUUAACGUUAAUGAAGUCACACAAGAUCUCCUCCCUGGAUCAAUUUCGAUCAGGGAAGGUUGUCUACAAGAGUAAACUGAGGGACCACGUUCAAAAGUGCAAGAAGCAUCCAGCUGAGAAUGUCAGCAUCUUCUGCAACAAAUGUGAGCAGCUCAUCUGCUCAACGUGCUUGGUUCAAGCCCACGCACAGCACUCUUUCUCUGGUGCAGAUGAGGCACUAGAAAAAUGCAAACAAGACUUAAAGAAACUCAUUGCAGAGGUGGAGAAGACUAAAGGAGGACUGUACACUGCGAUGGCAAAAACAGGCACGUCAUUGAAGAAGCUUCAGUCUAGGUUUGCAGACUCCAACAGGAAAAUCUCUCAGAAGGCUGCGGAUGAGAUUGCCAAGAUCAAAGAGAAGGAGCAGCAGCUGAGACACGACUUGGAGAAGGUGUAUCUAGACAGCUUCAAGAUAUUUGAAGCUGCUCAAGCCUCUAACCGCCAAGACGUAUGUCUGGUGGAGCGCAUGCUUCAAGAAUCUAACCAACUCACUGGCCAAGACAGUUGCUACGAGAUUCUUCGUCUCAAAAAGAUGCUCUUUCCAAAUCUCAAGGAACUGAUACAGACAUGCAAGCAGCCAGUGGAGUUAUCUGACAGGUUGUAUCUUAUGGACUUUGAAGGUGAUCAAUCCUUCGGGAAGCUGGUGUUUGACGACGAAGACAAAUCAGAGCCAGAGGGUGUGCAAGCUACCGGUAUAGCCGGUGGGCAGAUGGAAUUAAGAGAUACAUCUCUAUUUCAAAACUUCUCACAGGCUGAAGAAGUCAUGACAGAGAUUAUUGAAGACAAGCAGCAAAAAACUACCCCAAAAAGCAAGCAAAAGAAGAAACUUAACGGGAGUGACCCAGGGUCAGUUGAAAGCCUGAUUGCAGAAGUCAACACAAAAUCUGAAUCCACUGAAGAUGUGAAAGAGAUUAACGAAGACAAGCCGCAAACAUCGACCAAAAAAUGCAAGACAAAGAACAAACUUAAAAAGACUGACUCAGGGUUAGAUGAAAGCCUGAUUCUAGAAGACAAAACGAAAUCCGAAUCCAGGCCAGAGGUGGCUAGUGAUUCAGAAACGGCCAGGAGUGCAGAUUCAAUCGAACACUGGAUAUUCACAAAGCAUAUAAAGACCAUCGGUUCAGACCAAAAAACAUUUGGCUGUGCCUUUGAUGUCGCAGUGUUCUCAAACAACGAAAUUGUCAUCGUAGACACCAAAUUAAAAAGACUGAUUCGGUACUCUCUCACAAGCGAACCUCGGUCCGACAAAGUUUCAAGCGUACUCAAAAUCAAAGGUCUCACUGAUCCCAGACAAGUAUCAGUCAACAAGCAUGAUCACCUUAUUGUUCUGGACAAUCACACAUCAACAGUCAACACCUACGACAAGAAAUACAAGCCCCUCCAUCAGUUUAUACCAGGGAGAAGGACAAACCAGAAACCAACGUGCCUUGCGGUGGAUGAAUGCAAUCAGAUAGCAGUGGGUUAUAAAUACCAGAAGCAGAUAUUUCUUCACAGCUCAGAGGGAUCCUUUAUCAAAGCUGUGCAUGCCACAAUGAUCGACAACCGUCUGGUAACCUACAAACAGAAGUUCAUCUACACCAACUACUGGAACAAGACCCUGUACGCACAGAAAUACACAGGAGACAUGGUGUUCUGUGUGAAUGUCCCAAGCAGCAGUACUGGGUACUGGGGUCCAAAUUGCCUGUGUUGCGACAAGACUGGUAACAUUUAUGUUGCUGUGCGUGCAUUUGGGACUAACAUGCCGGCAGAUGAAGUAAUACGUUUCAGUCCUGAUGGCACUUAUCUAGGCACGGUAAUCACUGGAUGUGGCUUGCCUCAUGGCAUCACAUUAACACCAGAUGAUAACCAUCUCAUAGUGGCAACAAACACUUCUGUUUCCAUAUUUAGACAAGUUAUUUUCACAUAAGUUCAGCCACAAAAAUAUAUUUUAAACAAUCAGUUUUUUGCACAUUCUUCACACUUCAACUUUUAAGCAGCGAAUAGUUUUUUUUUAAAUAGAAAUUCUGCAAAUUUAUAUCAUGUGUAGAAUAAGUUUAAACAGUUUAGAGAAUCAAAACUAAAUUUUCUUUUGGGCUGCCAUGCCCAAACGUACUUCUAGAACCUA